Molecule: messenger RNA, 5660 nt
Organism: Batrachochytrium dendrobatidis JAM81
Lineage: Eukaryota; Fungi; Chytridiomycota; Chytridiomycetes; Rhizophydiales
Product: condensin subunit YCS4
Exons: 23
Coding region: 3-5660 (1885 amino acids)
Biological process (GO): mitotic chromosome condensation; meiotic chromosome condensation; porphyrin-containing compound biosynthetic process
Cellular component (GO): condensed chromosome, centromeric region; condensin complex
Molecular function (GO): protoporphyrinogen oxidase activity, oxygen as acceptor; histone binding
Source: RefSeq, a predicted model, not a curated record
GAAUGCAGACGUUAACUGAUCGGCUGGUACAUCGACUGAAAGAGUUGGGUGUUACGUUUUUGCAAGCAAAGUGCACUCAUUUGAAUCAUAAACCCGAUUGCAUUCAAGUUCAACUGAAUAAUGGGCUGACAUUGGAUGCAGAUCAUGUUGUUAGCGCGGUAUCAUCACAAGUUCUUGCUCAACUGCUUUUGCCAUCAGAUAUGACCGAUAUAAUGACAUACAACCCGUCUGUCACAGUAGGUGUAGUAAAUCUCGUAUACAAAGGAGCAGAUGCUCUUCCGGUACAAGGAUUUGGAUAUCUUGUACCAAGAAGUGAAACAGCAAAUACGGAUAUUAUUGGUUGUAUCUUUGAUUCAAGCGCGUUGCCUGAUCAAGACUCUCCGCAAGACUUUACUCGUCUUACUGUAAUGAUGGGCGGACACAUGUUUGCCAAAAAGUUUGGAUUUGCUCCAAAUGAUAAAGAAAAUGCCGAUCUAGUAUCUGGGAAUCAACUGAGUCGCAAGCUGGAAAAGAUUGCUGUGGAAACAGUGCAAGCUCAUUUAAAUAUUCCUGUAGAGAAACUAGAUGCUGUCAAAGCAGUUGUGUUGAAAGAGUGUAUUCCACAGUACCAAGUGGGUCAUGCAGACCGUGUUGCUCGAUUGAUAAAAUACAUGGAAUCUGACUAUUCUGGUCGAAUCUCACUCUGUGGGUCAUCCUACUAUGGUGUUGGAGUGAAUGACUGCGUGCAUGGAUCUCGCAUGGCACCUGUGAGGGUAACCAUAUUAUUCAUCGCAGUUCCAAUAGACUGCAUUGGAAUGGAUAGCGAUAUGCAUCAAACUAUUGAUUCAAGUUUUUACAAAAACGAGGUUUCAUCCAAUCCAACAAUCCACUAUUCACACAUGGCAGAUCUGAUUCGUCCAUCUACUCGACAUACAUAUGUUGCCGACAUAUCUAUGAGCGAUGAUCCCAAAUGGACAAUACAGCCCAAUCUCAUGUCCAUUUUAACAGAAGAGUUCACUCAAGAGUCGGAUUCUGGUGACCAUACUGCCAUGUUAGAGAAUAUUCAAAUAACAAGUCCGUCACCAGUAGUCAUUGCUCUAAACCCACAAUUACAGUCAGCUUCCUCACUGCAGAUACACAUUACAUUCAAAAAACCCGUUUGUCUUGAAUGGGUUCAAAUUAUGCAGUCAGCAUCUCGUAUUCAAGAGUUGUAUCUAGAUGGCCUGUACCAAUGCACUGCUAAAGCAGAAUUACUGAGUGACAGUGAUGACGAAGAGUCAAACAGUCGGAAUGAUCACUGGUACUUGCUAUCCAUUGAGAAUUUAGAUAAAGAGAUAUCGACGUGCACCAUCAAAUUUUUGGGAUUAAAUCCCACGACCGAGUUUUGUAUUGCUAGCAUUGUUGUCGGAGGCUCGCUAUCCAGUAACUAUACCGCACGAUCCAUAUACACGUCCAUGAUAGAGCAUCAACCAAAAAUACAAUCAGUUGUGAAUCCUGAUCAGGAUUCUGUUCAAGUUCACAAUAACGAUUGCACAUUUCAAGCAACAGUUGUCCUCAUGCCAAUCACUAGGAAAUCAGUCAACUUUAAAAUGAACUUCUUUGUGCUGCAUGAGGAGUUGCUUUUAUGGCAAGAAGUAUCUACAGUUUCUACGAAUUCCUUUGACUACGAGGUUCCUGUUCCUGCUCUUUCUUUGGAUGAAACCGAGCACAUAUUAGACGAAUUAGUUGUGUUGCUUCAAGAUGAUCCAAGUUCAUUGCUGCAGCCUCGUCCGUUUGAUACCUGCAAAAGCUACAUCAAACACAUGCGCUGCUUGACUCCUGCUUCUGCCGACAAGUUUUCAGAUAUUCUUAUUUCUGCAUUCGGUCAAGCCAUUGCAUCAAUUACACUGGAUUUGGCAGAAAACGCAAGUCAUAACUUUGAGGCUGAUCGUAUACUAGCCGAAAAGUUUGCCUUUCUGCUGGUAUCUUGGAUUCAGACUGCUACUGCUAUAUCCAAAGAAGAAACUACUCAGACAUCCACUACAGUUAAAUCUUUAAAAUCAAAGUCAAAAUUGUCUUCUCUUGCUCAAGACAAUCAGCAAUGGGAUUGGAUUGGCCAACGUGAGCGUAUUAUCACUCAUUUGGAGCAUUUGGUAGAGCUUGAACUAGAUCGACUGAUAUUAGCCACAUCUGAGCGCGAUGUUUUGACCAGCAUGAUUUGCAAAUCAAUCAGUCUUAUUUUGGAAAGUCCAGAAGUUUUGAAAAGAGAGCCAGUUUGCAUUGCGUUGAUUGAUACGCUAUGCAUUAUUGCUACAAGAUACGAAACCCCUGCACAGUUUGGUGGAGUCAGAUCUCGAAUCGAAGAUUUUUUGAGAGAAGACAAUUUGGCAGAUUUUGUUGCCAAUCUGUUGAAUUCCAUGAUUGCCAAUCAUAAUAACGCCGCUUUUGUUGAAAUCAUUUUAAAGGAUAUUGCAGAUCGUCAUUUUACUGAAAAGGAUUUAAAAGCUGCCAAAACCAUAUCUAAACUGCUAGUAAAAUUUUCUGAGAUGCGACCAAAGGAAUUUCUUAAAUCAAUGGCAUUUAUGCAAUGCCAAUUUGACUCGGAGAUUUAUGCGAUUCGUUGUGCCAUGAUUGAAGUUGUUGGAAACUUGAUUCAUCUUCAUCUUGUCAAUGAUACAUCCGAGUCUGCUGCCAAAUCCUUGCAUAGUUACUACGAUAUUUUAGAAGAACGACUUCGUGAUGUUAAUUACUAUGUUCGCGCAAAGGUGCUUCAAGUGAUUAUGAAACUUAGCGAACGUCGACAAGAUGCUCCUGCUGUGACUGAUAUUCCUCUGGACACUCGCCAUCAACUUGUUGCCUUGACUAUUAAUCGUUUGCAGGACAAGGCUAGCAUUGUUCGCAAAAAUGCCAUCAAACUUUUGGCGCAUUUUAUUGAAACAUCUCCUUUUAUUGCUAUUGAGGAGGAUCAGGGACGAUUAUCUUUAAAGUAUUUUGAAACUCACAAGGCCGAUUUGUUAAGAGUUAUGGAAUCCAAGUAUCCUACUGAAGUUUUGGAAAUGCUUAUUCAUGGAACAAACACUACUAUAGAGGAAGCCACAAAGGGCAAUGCAAAUGAUGACGUGUCCAUGGAUGCCAGUGCCUCGGAAUCUGAUACAGAUGCAAUGACCAUUGUCAAUGAAGCCGAUGCCGAUACGACUGCACAAGACAGUAGCAAUUCAAAUGCAGUAAAUGCUAUUGAUCCUAUCCAACUCAAUGACAUUGAACUUCAACGUCUUCGUGUCCUUCUCAAAUACUAUGACGAUGGUAUCCAAUUCAUUAAUCAAAUCAAUGGCGCUGUUUCACUCCUUUGCGAUCUUCUUUCAUCCAGUAUUAAAACUGAGGUUAUCGAAACUAUGCGGUUUUUUGUAGUUGCAUUUCGAUUUGAGAUGGAAUCUUCUUGGGAAGGUGUGCGGCGUAUGGUGCACAAGAUUUGGGAUAAAGACACAACGGAUAACGAAUCAAGCGGAAUUAGAGAGCAUGUUAUUCGAUGCUACGAGUCACUAUUUUUGGAUCCACCUGAAGGUCCACGAGCAGUUGAAGAUGUUAUUGCAGAUAAUCUAGUGGCCUUGACACAAAGAAUGAAUUUGGCAGAGCUAACUUCGCUUGAGCAGUUGAUUUCUACCAUGGUGCAAACGGACCGAUUCAAUAUGAAGGCUGUAAAUUUACUUUGGUCGAUUUUUUGCAAGUAUUUAUUGUAUCUGUGUUCAAAGCACGCAAACGUGCCCAUUGCAAAACGUCAAGGUGCAGUCAUGAUUUUAGGUAUGAUUGGCAAAUCACGCAAGGAUAUUCUAUUGCAAAACAUUGAUCGAUUAGUACGAAAUGGGUUGGGAGAGGGCGAUAAGAUCAGCUUGGUUCUUUCCCGACAUACCUGUCUUACUCUCCAACAUGCAGCGGCAAAUAAGCGCCAAAAAGGUUCAAUAGCAACGCGAUUUGACCGUUUAAAUGUAGAUCAUGCCAUGUUUCAACGUCUUUCGACUAUUAUUUUAACACCUACAAUGUCCCUGGAUUGGUUUGGAUUCUGCGAACAAGCUAUUAACACCAUCUACGCGCUUGCCGAGCAGCCUGAUAUGAUUGUUGGAUCUCUGGUCAAACAGCUUGCCUGUCGUGUUUUUGGUUCAAUGAAUACAGCCACAAGCGUGCCUUCUAUUUCUACUGAUAUUAUGUCCGAACUUUCGAAUGCUAUAUCAUCCAAACUUGUUAUAGGCGAAACACAAUCCAACCCACCAACUACUGCAACAACCAAUUCAAUACAUCUUGCUCAGCUGUGCUUUCUGGUUGGUCAUGUAGCAAUCAAGCAAAUUGUGCAUUUAGAAAUCAUUGAAAAUGAAUGGAAACGUCGGUGUCAUUCCGUUAAAAACAAUCAAACACCAAGCAAGCAUGGCGCUACAAGCGAUUUGGAGCAAACAACUGGCACUGUGGAAGAUGAAUUCACUGAUCGAGUCAUCUAUGUUCGUGAGCAUGAAUUGUUAUUUGGACCCAAGUCGCUUUUGGGUGUAUUUGGACCCCUUUUAACUCAUAUAUGUUUAAAUAAUCGCACCUUUCAGAAUCCAACACUGCAAAUCAUGUCUACUCUUGCAUUGUGCAAAUUCAUGUGUGUGAGUUCUCAAUUUUGCGAGUCACAUCUUCCACUUUUAUUUACAAUUCUCGAACGUAGCGACAACCCCACCAUUCGCAGCAACACUCUCAUCAGUUUAGGAGACAUGACUAUUUCCUUCAAUUUCCUUAUUGAUCAAAGCAUUGCUCAUCUUUAUCAACGCCUUACAGACUCAGAUCUCUCUGUGCGCAAAAACACACUCAUGGUUCUUACAUUUUUGAUUCUUAAUGGAAUGAUUAAAGUCAAGGGGCAGAUAUUUGAAAUGGCCAAGUGUCUUGAAGACAAAGAUAAACGCAUUAGCGACUUGGCCAAACUGUUUUUUACAGAGUUGUCGACAAAAGACAACGCUAUUUAUAACAAUUUGCCGGAUAUGAUUUCUAAUCUUGAAUGUGUUGAAGAAGACAAGUAUCGUAGAAUUAUGAAAUUUCUGUUCGAGUUUAUCAAACAGGAUAGGCAAUCUGAGAGUAUUAUCGAUAAACUUUGUGCACGGUUUUGCAAUGCCAACACUGAACGACAAUGGCAAGACAUUGCGUUUUGUUUGUCGCUCAUUUCGUUCUCUACAGAAAAAAGUUUAAAGAAACUUGUGGAUGCGCUACCAAUGUAUCAAGAUAAACUUCACCCAGAAAAAGUAUACAAAUACUUUACAGAUAUUAUCAAAAAGGUUAAAAAAAUUCCAGGAAAACCCGAACUAAAGCAGAUGGUUGAUGAAUAUGAAAAAACCCUUCAAGAACUGCAUGUCAAGUGUGUUGAGAAUCACGAAGCAGUUAUUAAAGCCGAACAAGAUAAAAAGAUUACAUCUCAUUUACCAAAGGCAAUGGUGAUCAACAAGCAGUUUAAUCGGCGUGAUGAGCUGGAGCAUUCAUCUGAUGAGGAGGACAAAUCUGCUGAACCUGAAGUCCAAAAGGAACUUGAGGAAAACGACAAAAUUGAAAACAGCGAUUCUGAGACUGAAACAGUUGUGUUUGACGCUUUUCCAAAACGAACACGUAGUGUUGUAUCCAAACUGCCCAAACACAUUGGUGGUUCUCCCGUCACUCGCCGUCAGAUCAAUGCCAUGGGAGACAACUAA